This is a messenger RNA of Oncorhynchus tshawytscha (Chinook salmon), 1370 nucleotides long. Its product is annotated as pentraxin fusion protein. Bases 1 to 1050 code for a protein of 349 amino acids. Lineage: Eukaryota; Metazoa; Chordata; Actinopteri; Salmoniformes; Salmonidae. The record is from RefSeq and is a predicted model, not a curated record. The transcript is spliced from 3 exons.
AUGGAAUGGGUGGGCUCAGUAGGAGGCGGCGCCCGGACAGGACUCAGGGGGGGAGACUCAGGCGGCGCCGGACAGGGGGAGACUCAGGCGGCGCCGGACGGGGGAGACUCGGCGGCGCCGGACAGGGGGGAGACUCUGGCGGCGCCGGAAAAACAGGGGGAGACUGGGAGACUCAGGCGGCGCCGGACAGGGGGGAGACUCACAGGCUCUGGCGCCCGGACAGGGGGACAGACUCUGGCGGCUCCGUACAGGAGGGAGGCACUGGAGGGUCCAGACAGGAACGAGACUGUGGAAGGAGAAGACGCAGAGACAGCCUGGGGAACUCACCAUGUACACAGAUGCGAUGCUCCCUCACUCUCCCGUUCCCCCUACUCCUCUCCCUCCUCCACCUCAUAUCCCUACACCAGCCCCUCUCCCUCUCUCUCUGCUCUGACUGUGUGUCUGCGUUACAUGGCCGAGGAGGGAGAAGACUUGACUUUCUUCAGCCUCACUCAGGGGAACAACUGGAACCUUUUACUGAAAAGGUAUUAUUGGGGGAUGGACCACCUCUCCAUCGACUCCUCCCAGGACUUUAGCUCCUAUAAGCUGUUCAGGGCUGUCAGAGAGGCACACCCCUGGACCAGCCUGUGUGUUACCUGGGAGAAAAAGACAGGCAUGGCCCAGGUGUGGAGAGGCGGGACAGUCAGCGUCAGGAAUAGGGUGUUUGGCCAGGUGACCAAUGGGCCUCCUGUCUUGAAAGUGUUUAAUUUUGAGGGGCAGGUAACUGACGUGGAAGUCUGGGACAGAGUCCUCUCCCCAAGCUGGAUACUGGCCUACAUGUCUGGGUGGCAGUCCUACUGGUCCUACACCCCUGAUAAUGUGCUGACCUGGUCCAAGGCCAUCUACUCCACCAAUGGUGAGGUUCUCCUGGAGAGAAACACCUACAACUCUGACCAUCAGCCUAUCAGUGGCCACGACCAGCGCCCAGGACCAAUUAAAAGGAAGACAAAGAGAAAGUUUGAAUGGAGGAAGAGUGAGAAUGCAGAGCAGAGACAGAGGGCAUGGCUGUAGGGGAGAGUAGUGAUUGCCACCAGUGGCGAUUUUAACAUGUGAAUCUUGGUGGGUCAAAAAAUAACAAAAGUGGGAUGCAUGCCAGCAAAUGCACAACACUAAACAAUACAUUAAUUGCGCUAUAACAGUGACAAACGGUGCCCACAAACAUAAGCGGAUCAGAGGCAAUCCGUAAUUUCGACGAAGACAAUAGCGAGCUAGGACAGAUGUAGUCAAUAUAACUAUUUGUUGAGAACUUUUGAAAUGUACAGCGACAGAAUUCAGAACAUGGGCCGUUAUUACAGUGUUUUACCUGUACACCAAGUCAGAACCAUAGGAAA